Messenger RNA from Folsomia candida, 4051 nucleotides. Its product is annotated as xanthine dehydrogenase/oxidase. The record is from RefSeq and is a predicted model, not a curated record. Bases 31 to 3963 code for a protein of 1310 amino acids. Lineage: Eukaryota; Metazoa; Arthropoda; Collembola; Entomobryomorpha; Isotomidae. The transcript has 33 exons. Gene Ontology annotation, molecular function: iron ion binding; 2 iron, 2 sulfur cluster binding; FAD binding.
CUAACAAACGAGUUUAAGGUUAUCAUCAAGAUGGGGGCUUAUCAAAGUUCAUUUAUAGAUGACGAAUCCGUGAAACAGAACCGGGUCGAUUUUUUCCUCAAUGGAAAACCACACCAUGUGAAUUUGAACCAUGAUUCUAACAUAACUGCGGAAUCUCGACUGGUGGAUUUUAUCCGGGAUCAGGCCGGACUUAAGGGGACCAAAUUCAUGUGUCGGGAAGGAGGUUGUGGGGCUUGUGUUGUAACGGUGAAAUCGAAGGAUCCAUUGACAGGGGCGGAUUUCAUUCGUGCCGUCAAUUCGUGUCUGGUCCCCGUAUUUUGCGCGGAUGGUUGGGACAUCACGACAAUUGAGGGGCUCGGUGAUCGGGUCAAAGGUUAUCACAAGAUUCAGGACCAAGUCGUCAAAUUCAAUGCGUCGCAAUGUGGGUAUUGUACUCCCGGAAUGAUUAUGAACUUUCACAGUUUAACGCAGAGCAACCCAUCGUUUAAAAUGGAGCAAGUGGAGGACGCGUUUGAUGGGAAUAUUUGCCGGUGUACGGGAUAUCGCCCUAUUUUGGAUGCGUUUAAAGCCAUGAGUGGAAAUGCGUCGGAGGAAUUGAAGAGAAAAAUGGCACAGCCUGAAUCCACAAAAUGUCCGUGUUCAGGGAUGACGUGCUGCCAACAAAUUAAUCCACCCGAAAUUUCUGAAUUGACUGAAAAAUUUGAAAAUUGUUCAAUGGAAGAGACCAAAUUAUAUCUAAAUUUAAAAUCUGGCGAAAAAUGGAUCCGUGCCACAAAUUUGGUCACUCUUUUCGAAGUGGUACAACAUUUCGUCACUUCCGGGACGAAUUAUCGGAUCAUUGCUGGAAAUACGGGAACAGGCGUUUACAAGAACGACGGCCCUUACCAAGCUUAUCUGGACAUAAGUUCGGUCCCAGAAUUGAAAAAUGCCGUCCUCAGCGCCACCACGGGGGUGCAAAUUGGCGCCGGAGUGACGCUCUUCCACGCAAUCGAUCACUUCCAAAAGGCCUCCGAACUGCCCGGAUAUUUCUACAUGGCUCAAAUAUCCAAACAUUUAAAAAGAGUGGCAAACACGCCGAUUCGAAAUGCCGCCACACUGGGAGGAAAUCUGAUGUUGAAACAUUUCCAUGCCGAUUUUCCAUCCGACGUUUUCGUCCUCUUGGACUGCGUGGGGGCCAAGGUGCUAAUUGCCUCCUCGCCCACCGUGUCGCGAGAAUAUUCCAUCACGGAGUUUAAAGCGAUGGGGAUGAACGGGAAGAUUAUCCUUUCCAUCAAUUUCCCACCUUAUCGGGGCGGCAACUACUACUUUAAGAGCUUCAAGAUAGGCCGACGUCUCCAAAAUGCGCAUGCCUACGUGAACUGCGCCAUCCUCAUGAAAGUGGAUACCAACAGGAAUUUCAGCGUUCGGGACAAGCCUUCGAUCGUUUUUGGGGGAAUUUCUCCAGAUUUUAGCCACGCGGUCAACACGGAAAUUUACUUUGUUGGUAAAUUCCUGAACCAAAAAACCAUUUCGGGAGCGAUAGAAUCUUUGCAGAGGGAGGUCCAGCCGACCUCUGGGGGGGUCGAGGCAGACCCAAAAUAUAGAAAAAUCCUGACACAAGCGCUGCUCUACAAGUUUAUCCUGGGGAUACUGGGGGAUUCCGUGUCCCCCCGGGUUCAGAGUGGGGCACGUGACAUUGAUCGCUACUUGAUGCAAGGGAAACAAGAUUUCGAUACGAGUGACACCUCCGAGUGGCCCUUGUAUCAACCAAUUUCUAAAAUUGAGGGGAAAGUGCAAGCCUCAGGUGAAGCGGAAUACGUGAACGAUAUGGAGUCCCGUUUCGGCGAAUUAUUCGGAGCUUUUGUCGUAACAAGUGUGGCGAAUGCUAAAAUUCAGCGGGUCGAUGCGUCCGAAGCUCUCUUAAUCCCCGGCGUGGAAAGAUUCAUUCAAGCCAAAGAUGUCCCGGGAAUCAAUAAUGCCGCAAUUUUCUACCCGGAAGCCGAAGAGAUUUUCAUUUCCGAACGAGUAACCCACGCGGGACAAGCGGUCGGACUAAUUCUUGCGGAAAGUCGCGAAAUUGCGGUCUUAGCGGCGAAAAAGGUGUCCGUUUUGUACACGGACGUGAAAAAGCCGAUUCUCACGGUGAAGGAGUCCCUCCGCCUGGCGAGGGAUGAGGGUCGCAUGGAGGACUGGAUUCUGAACAGGACAAUGUCCUCAGGAGGACAAGAAGAACAUGUCGCUGUGGGGGGGACGAUGAUCCGGGGGGAAUUUCAGAUCGGGAGUCAGUACCACUUCCACAUGGAGACGCAGACUUGUCUCUGUAUUCCGAAGGAGGACGGGAUGGAUGUCUUUUCAGCGUCCCAAUUUCCCCACGGGGUUCAGGCCAUUGUUGCAAUCGCGUUGGGCGUGCCGAUUCAUAGCAUUUCCGUCUCGAUCCGGCGUCUUGGGGGUGCGUACGGGGCAAAAAUUUCCAAAGCUACAAAUGUCGCGACGGCAUGCGCGGUAGCGGCGAAAGUGACGAAUCGACCGGUCCGCGUCGUCCUGGAUUUGGAAACCAAUAUGAAAAUGAUCGGGAAGAGGUUACCCUACCUGGCGAAAUAUGAGGUUGGAGUGGACAAAGACGGCAAAAUCAUGAGCUUAAAAUGCGACAUUUUCUGUGACCCUGGAUCCGUUGGGAAUGAAGCGACAUCGUUUCUGGCAGUUUUCAACUUACAAAACUGUUAUCGGGCCACCGGAUGGGAUGCAACUUCCGGAAAAGCGAUUACAAACACGCAUCCAAACACGUAUUGCAGAGCACCAGGGUCCACGCAAGGAAUCGCGAUAAUCGAGAAUAUCAUGGAGCACAUCGCUUCCGCCGUGAAUCUCGACCCUUUGCAGGUCCGCAUGAAUAACUUGAUUUCCAAUGGCGACGCUAUAUUUGGGAUUCCAGGGUUAAAAUUUAAGGGAGAAAAUCCCGUCCAGAAAAUGAUUCAAGAUUUAAAAACGUCUUCCGCCUUCGAUGAGAGGAAACCUUUCGUGGACAAUUUUAACAAGAACAAUCGUUGGAAAAAGCGAGGACUUUCCAUCGUUCCGAUGCGAUAUCCGAACGUGUAUCCUGAUAUCGUUUUACGAUUUCCGGUCUACAUUGCGGUUUAUGCGGCCGAUGGAACGGUGAAUGUGUCGCAUGCAGGGAUCGAAAUGGGACAAGGAAUUAACACCAAGUGUGCACAAGUUGUCGCUCACGAGUUGAACAUUCCCAUCGAAAAGGUCAAGAUUGAACCAACGUCAACCCUCAUUUCACCAAAUGGAGGCAUUACCGGUGGUGCAAUUACGAGCGAGCUUGUUUGUCAUGCUGCGGUACAAUGCUGUAAACAACUCUUGGCGAAAAUGGCCCCUGUUAAGGCCACCUUGGACAACCCGACUUGGGAGGAGACGGCGAUGGCGUGUUAUAAAGCGCACGUGCUCCUAACAGCACAUCAUCAAGAUAAGCUUGACGACGUCCAACCCUACGAUAUCUGGGGGGUGACAUUGACCGAAGUGGAGCUUGACGUGUUGACAGGGGAAUUUAAAAUCGUACGAGUCGAUUUGAUCGAGGAUGCGGGUAAAAGUAUAAGUCCGAACGUGGACAUUGGUCAGAUUGAGGGUGCCUUCGUGAUGGGGUUGGGGCUAUGGACGACGGAAAAAUUGACGUAUGACGAGACAACGGGGGAGUUGAUGACGCACAAUACUUGGAAUUACAAACCACCGCUCCCACGCGACAUUCCGGAAGACUUCAGGAUCACGAUGGUGCGAAAUAGAGCAAAUCCGUAUGGCGUUUUAGGAUCGAAAGCAACUGGAGAAGCACCACUCACGAUGAGCGUCAGCGUGCUUUUUGCCCUACGAUAUGCCUUAAACUCGGCGAGGAUGGAUGCCGGAAGUACGGAAUGGUAUCAAAUGGAUGCUCCCGUCACUCCAGAAGAGCUUCAAGCAUUCGCAUUGACGUCAAAAGAUAACUUCAUCAUUUAAAUGGAGAUACGUUAAUUAGUCAUUAGUAGUGAUGUUAAACAUAUAUUAACGGGGUAUUUUAAAUAAAUUCGUAAUUGGUAAUCGUUAA